AUGGACAGUUUCGCGCGAGGCGCGUGCUACUCUUGCGGCUCCAACGGCCAUCAGGCCCGUGACUGCCCGACCAAAGGUCCUGCUAAGUGCUACAACUGCGGCGGCGAAGGUCACAUGAGCCGAGAUUGUCCUGAGCCCUCCAACUCGGGAAACAACGUCAGGGCCUGCUACAAGUGCGGCCAGCCUGGCCACAUCUCCCGUGACUGCCCGUCCAAUGUUGGUGGCGCCAGCGGCGGCGGCGGCAGCGGUGCCAUGGGUGCCGAGUGCUACAAGUGCGGCGAGGUCGGCCACAUCGCACGCAACUGCCCCAAGGCUGCCGCUUAUGGCGGCGGCUCCUACGGUGGCAGCUUCGGCGCUGGCGGCGGCGGCGGCGGCGCGGGCAAGACCUGCUACUCUUGCGGUGGCUACGGCCACAUGUCUCGGGAGUGCGUCAAUGGCAUGAAGUGCUACAAUUGUGGCGAGUCUGGCCACUACUCUCGUGACUGCCCAAAGGGUGGCGAGGGUGGCGAGAAGAUCUGCUACAAGUGCCAGCAGCCCGGCCACGUCCAGGCGCAGUGUCCCAGCAACUAA
Messenger RNA from Hirsutella rhossiliensis, 570 nucleotides. RefSeq names its product zinc knuckle domain-containing protein. Gene Ontology annotation, cellular component: cytoplasm. The transcript is spliced from 8 exons. The record is from RefSeq and is a predicted model, not a curated record. NCBI's taxonomy places the organism in Eukaryota, Fungi, Ascomycota, Sordariomycetes, Hypocreales, Ophiocordycipitaceae. Gene Ontology annotation, biological process: positive regulation of cytoplasmic translation. The coding region runs from base 1 to 570 and encodes 189 amino acids. Gene Ontology annotation, molecular function: translation regulator activity; single-stranded RNA binding; zinc ion binding.